AUGGCUCUGGCCGCAUGCUUUGGUGGGCCCAUGGUCAACAUUUUGCUGGGCGUCGGCACAGCAGCCGUCAGCGCCAUGUCACAUAGGGGCUCGAAUGGCGAUGCAGUCGAGAUACAGAUCUCGUCAAAGUCGAUCAUGGUCAGCACCGCGUGCCUGCUGUUCAACACUCUGGUGUAUGUCGUCAUCGUGCCGCGCCAGCAGUACCGCAUGACUCGUGCAGUUGGCCUGGCAGCAAUGGCCGUGUACUUUGUGGGCAUGACGGGCUCCCCCAUGGCUGGUCCCCAGGGCUCUCCGAUGGCUGGCCCACAGGCCACUGGCGCUGGUCCUGAGGCUGCUGCCAUGCAUGGCGCUGCUGGCCCCUCGGGCACUCGCGGCAAGGGAAUGUGGGCAUACCCGUACUAUGGUGGCAUGUAUGGUGGCUACGGCGGUCUGUACGGUGGCUACGGCGGUCUGUACGUGGAUACGGCUACCGUACUACGGCGGCUACGGUGGCUAUGGCGGCUACGGCUACCCGUACUAUGGCGGCUACUGCGUCCUGCGCUGUGCGCCCGACUAUUCUCAUAA
Molecule: messenger RNA, 564 nt
Organism: Linderina pennispora
Lineage: Eukaryota; Fungi; Kickxellomycota; Kickxellomycetes; Kickxellales; Kickxellaceae
Exons: 3
Coding region: 1-564 (187 amino acids)
Biological process (GO): transmembrane transport; intracellular calcium ion homeostasis; monoatomic cation transport
Cellular component (GO): membrane
Molecular function (GO): monoatomic cation transmembrane transporter activity
Source: RefSeq, a predicted model, not a curated record